Ophidiomyces ophidiicola is the source of this 678-nucleotide messenger RNA. RefSeq names its product ESCRT-III subunit protein did4 (gene DID4). Gene Ontology annotation, biological process: late endosome to vacuole transport; endosome transport via multivesicular body sorting pathway; protein transport. Gene Ontology annotation, cellular component: ESCRT III complex; multivesicular body. The record is from RefSeq and is a predicted model, not a curated record. Bases 1 to 678 code for a protein of 225 amino acids. The transcript has 5 exons. Lineage: Eukaryota; Fungi; Ascomycota; Eurotiomycetes; Onygenales; Onygenaceae.
AUGAAUAUUGUCGAAUGGGCCUUUGGCAAACGCCUAACACCCGCCGAGCGUUUACGGAAACACCAGAGAGCGCUGGAAAAAACGCAAAGAGAGCUGGACAGAGAGAGGGUAAAACUUGAAAACCAGGAAAAGAAGCUGGUCCAGGAUAUUAAGAAGAAUGCCAAAAAUGGACAAAUUGGGGCUUGCAAGAUCCAAGCCAAGGACCUCGUUCGGACCAGAAGGUAUAUACAGAAAUUUUAUUCGAUGAGGACGCAGUUACAGGCAAUUUCUCUCCGAAUACAGACAGUCAGGAGCAAUGAGCAAAUGAUGCAAUCCAUGAGAGGCGCAACAGUACUGCUAGGAAGUAUGAACCGCCAAAUGAAUCUGCCUGCUCUUCAACGAAUUGUCAUGGACUUUGAGAGAGAGAACGAGAUCAUGGAUCAGCGGCAAGAGAUGAUGGACGACGCCAUUGACGAAGCGACUGGACUUGAGGAUGAGGAAGAAGGCGAAGAAAUUGUGAAAGAAGUAUUGGAUGAAAUCGGUGUCGAUCUUGGUCAAGCUUUGGGCGAAACGCCUACUGGUUUGCAAACCGCGGCUGCUCGUGAGGGCCGCGUUGCUCAGGCCGUCGGCAGCGGCGGUGGUGGCGGAAGUGCGGAAGAUGAUGACUUACAAGCGAGGCUCGACAGCCUACGAAGAUAA